CCCCUCCCAGCCACCCCCGGGGCUUCUCAGCAUGCCCAGGGCUGGAACAGAGGACUGAAGUACUGGCCCUUCCUCGGCGAAAGGUGUCUGGUGCGGGGGGCCAUCAAGAGGCGCCAAGAGUCAGCCUGGAGCCAUGGACGCUUCUCUAGAAACGUGGUGCAUCGCUCUGUUUUCUGUGUUCACCUGGGUGAAUGCGGGACUCCCCAUGUAUGGAGAGAUCCUGUCCCCCAACUAUCCCCAGGCGUACCCCAACGAGGUGGACACAUCCUGGCACAUAGAAGUUCCCGAGGGGUUCGGUGUUCACCUCUACUUCACCCACCUGGACCUCGAGCUGUCUGAAAACUGCGAGUAUGACUUCGUGCAGAUACUGUCUGGAGGAAUCCAAGAAGGGAAGCUCUGUGGACAGAGACCCAGAAAGAGUGCCGACUCCCCCAUUGUGGCAGAAUUCCGGGUCCCCUACAAUAAACUCCAGGUGACCUUCAAGUCGGACUUCUCCAAUGAAGAGCGAUUUACAGGAUUUGCCGCUUACUACGUGGCCGUGGACGUGGACGAGUGCACGGAGUUUUUGGAUGUCCCUUGCAGUCACUUUUGCAACAACUUCAUAGGUGGCUACUUCUGCUCUUGUCCCCCGGAAUACUUCCUCUACGAUGACAUGAGGAACUGUGGAGUCAAUUGCACGGGGGACGUGUUCACAGCCCUGGAGGGGGAGAUCACGAGCCCCAAUUAUCCCAGUACGUACCCCGAGAACUCCAGGUGUGAGUACCGGAUUGAGCUGGAGGAGGGCUUCCAGGUAGUGGUGACCAUGAGGAGAGAAGACUUCGACGUGGAGCCCGCCGACGCCGACGGGAGAUGCCAGGACAAUUUAGUGUUUGUGUCAAGAAAACAACAAUACGGUCCUUACUGCGGUCAUGGGUUUCCUGGGCCUCUGGUGAUCGAGACCGGAAGUAAUACUCUGGAUGUCAUCUUUCAAACUGACCUCACAGGAGAGAGCAAAGGCUGGAAGCUUCGCUAUCAUGGUGACCCCAUCCCAUGUCCCAAAGACGUCAAAGCCAAUUCCAUAUGGGAGCCGGAAAAAGCCAAAUAUGUGUUCAAAGAUGUGGUGAAAAUCUCCUGUGUGGAUGGAUUCGAAAUUGUGCAGGGCAGUGUGGGCUCAACGUUUUUCUAUUCUUCUUGUCAAAGCGAUGGGCGGUGGAGCAGCCCCGAUCUGGUGUGUCAGCGUACCCGUGACUGCGGGCCCCCGGCGCCCCUGGAGCACGGCCGGGUGGCGGAGCCCGAGGACACGUCGUUCGGCGCCGUGGCGCGGUACUCGUGCGUGGAGCCCUACUACAGCAUGGAGCCCGACGGGGCGGGCCUGUACCGCUGCUCGGGUAAUGGGAGCUGGGUGAACGAGGUGCUGGGCGCCGAGUUGCCGGAGUGUGUUCCAGUGUGCGGGGUGCCCCGGAAGCCGUGGGCGGCGGCGCAGCAGCGGAUCUUCGGGGGCCGCGCGGCGGAGGCGGCGCAGGUCCCGUGGCAGGUGUUCCUGCGCGACGCGGCCACGUGGGCGGGCGGCGCGUUGGUGGCGGCGCGCUGGGUGCUGACGGCGGCGCACGCGGUGGACGGCGCCGCCCCGCCCGCCGCCUUCGCGGGCUCCGCGUCGGCGCGCUCGGCCGACCUGCGCCGGGCGCAGGCGCUGCGGCCGCGGCGCGUGUUCCUGCACCCGGGCUGGAAGGCCGGCCUCGAGCCCGACGCGCGCCGCGACUUCGACCACGACAUCGCCCUGCUGCAGCUCCGCGACCCCGUGGAGAUGGGGCCCGCGGUGGGCCCGAUCUGCCUCCCGGGCCGCUCCGAGGCCUACACGCCGUCGGCGGGGGACGUGGGCCUCAUCUCGGGCUGGGGCGGCACGGAGAGGCGGGAGCGCGCGCUGACGCUCCGCGCGGCCGUGGUGCCCGUGGUGCCCGCGCAGCGCUGCCGCCAGGCCGCGGCCCAGGCCGACGGCGGCGUCUACGCGUUCACCGACAACAUGCUCUGCGCCGGGGAGCCGGGCGUGGACAGCUGCCAGGGCGACAGCGGCGGCGCCCUGGCCGUCCGCGACCCCCAGCACCGCGACGACGACAACCCCAGGUUCUACGUGGCCGGCCUGGUGUCCUGGGGCAAGAAGUGCGGCACCUACGGCGUCUACACCAAAGUCAGCCGCUACCUCGACUGGAUCCUGAAGACGAUGCAGGAGAACGACGUCGCCGACGACGACCAAUGAGGUGCCAGCCUUCCCCGCCUCAUGCAAAUCAUCACCGCUGACGACCAAUGAGGUGCCAGCCUCCCCGCUCACAUGCAAAUCACCGACUCACCCGCGACGACCAAUGAGGUGCCAGCCUCUCCCUCCCCAUGCAAAUCACCGACUCACCAGCGACGACCAAUGAGGUGCCAGCCUCCCCCCUCCACAUGCAAAUCAUCGAAGCAAUGUCCACCAAUCAGUGCAUGGCGGGGUGGAGAGCGUCACCCCCGCGGUUUGAAGUCAGGGCCCAGGCUGCUGUCCCUGAGCUGCUGCAGUUCAAGGCUGGCGCUCUACCGCCUGAGCCACAGCGCCCCUCCGGACUUUUUCAGUGUAGGUGGGCACCCAGGAAUCGAACCCAGGGCCUGAUGCCUGCGAGGCGAGCGCUCUACGGCUGAGCCACCUUCCCAGCCCCUUUUUCUUUUCUGCUCAAGGCUGGCGCUCUACCACUUGGGCCACGCAAGUUCCCCCUUUGUGGCUUUUUGUUUGGGUGCUUCAUUGGAGAUCAGGGAGCUCCUACUCAUGCUGGCUUCGAACCCGCCUUCUUCAGAGCUCAGCCGCCUCUGGGUGGCUGGGAUUACAGGCGUGAGCGGCAGUGCCCCGCCUACGCAGGCAGCUGGAUGGUCCAUACCACCCCGCCUGGCUUAGAGGAAGGGAUCUGGGCUGUAUUGGGGGCCUUGGGAAGGCCUGUCUUCUCGUUCAGUUCUGCAGCAAUUCUUGGCAUGGUUUUGUGUUUGUCUCCUUGCCUUACAUCUUGUGGGGAUUCCCUGUGACUAAUCAUUCCCAGCGAUUCCUGGCAAUAAACCGUAGUCAGAACCCCCUUCCCC
Messenger RNA from Dipodomys spectabilis (banner-tailed kangaroo rat), 3075 nucleotides. It is a transcript of the gene C1s, whose product is annotated as complement C1s. Lineage: Eukaryota; Metazoa; Chordata; Mammalia; Rodentia; Heteromyidae. Gene Ontology annotation, molecular function: calcium ion binding; serine-type endopeptidase activity. Gene Ontology annotation, biological process: complement activation; proteolysis. Gene Ontology annotation, cellular component: extracellular region. The record is from RefSeq and is a predicted model, not a curated record.